This is a messenger RNA of Zasmidium cellare ATCC 36951, 1284 nucleotides long. RefSeq lists its product as uncharacterized. The coding region runs from base 1 to 1284 and encodes 427 amino acids. The transcript has 2 exons. The record is from RefSeq and is a predicted model, not a curated record. Lineage: Eukaryota; Fungi; Ascomycota; Dothideomycetes; Mycosphaerellales; Mycosphaerellaceae.
AUGCACUCACAACGAAUGGCCAUCCGAGCCACACGCGGUGUACGCGUGAAUGCACCAGCUGCCCGCCGUAAUGUUCGCCGCUACGCAGACACACCUCGACCACAAGAGCAGCGACCCGGCCAGCCCAACCUCAAUGGCGGCUCAUCCAGCAGCGGUAGCAGCUCCGGUGGCAGCAGUGGUAGCAGUACCUCCACUCUCGCCUCUGGCGCAGCUGGUGGUGCCAUUGCCUCAGUCCUUGUCUUCACUGCCUGGUACCAAUUCAGUGGCGUGGGCAAAGCCGCACGAUCUGUCAAGCAGACCAAAGCCUACCUGGACAGCACUGCCGAGCAGUUGAAAGUACAGUUCAAAGAGAACACCCCGGAACCCAGUGAAGCGAUCGAGACCCUCAAGCAACAAGCUUACAAGUACGCCGUCUGGAUACCUGGCGGCAGAGAGUACGUGGAUAAGGUGUUCAAGGACCUGGACAUCAUCCGCAACAAACACGGCGAGGAGGUAGACAACAUCGUCAAGGAUGCUUACGGCGAGCUGCGGUCUGCUACCAGCAAAGGCCUCAACACGGAAGCCGCUUCAGACGUCUGGAAAAUCCUCUCCAAGUACGCCUCCAAACUCGCCUCUCUGUCUGUGGACGCAGGUCAAGAUAUCCUCAACAACCAUCCUUCACUCAAAUCAUCACUCGGCGGCUCCUUCGACCAACUUAAGCAAUUCGGCGACAACCUUGGCCCUGAAGCCAAGAAGCAGGUCGAAGAUACUUACAACGAGAUUCGUGAUGUGAUCAACCAGGGUAUCAAAUGGGACACUGUGGAUCGAGUGCGGAAGCUUACUCAGGAAAAGGUGAAGGAAUUGCAGAAGCUGGGCGAGCAGGCGUGGAAUCAGGGCUACGAACAGGUGAAGCCUCUGCUUGAGAAGAACCCACAAGUCAAGCAGCUGGUAGAGCAGAACAUCGAUACGUUCAAGAAGGGCAACAUCAUCGAAGCAAUCGACAAAGUGAAGAAUGCGGCGCAGUCGGGUAAUGUGGGCGAUCUCCAAUCCUACAUCGACAGCGCGAAAUCAAAGGCUGGCAACACCUCCUUUGGCAACCUCAGCAAGUGGAUCGAACAAGUGCCAGGUGGUUCGCAGAUUCUUCCUCAACUCCAGAAGCUACAAGAAGUCGCUCAGUCACAAGGUCCAGAAGCAGAGAAGCUGGCCAAGGACACCUUCGCGGAUAUCCAGAAGGUGUUGGAGAAGCGUAGUGGACAAGUCGAGGAGCUGUACAACAAUGCGAAGAAGGAGGCUGAGAGUCGGUGA